This is a messenger RNA of Colletotrichum paranaense, 1482 nucleotides long. RefSeq lists its product as uncharacterized. NCBI's taxonomy places the organism in Eukaryota, Fungi, Ascomycota, Sordariomycetes, Glomerellales, Glomerellaceae. The transcript has 6 exons. Bases 1 to 1482 code for a protein of 493 amino acids. The record is from RefSeq and is a predicted model, not a curated record. Gene Ontology annotation, molecular function: metal ion binding.
AUGGCCUUGGAUAAGCCAGAGAUCAUGGACUUUGUCACUCGGUAUCAGAACUUGCAGGGUUAUCAGAACGCCAGCGACCAGUUGAUGAAGGACCUUUUGAUAUACUGCAAAGAAAUUCAGGGCCAAUAUGCCGAUGAAAAUCAGAUACUCAAGCAGGAGCUGCGCAAUGCAAAGCUCGACCUCGAGCAUGCUACCACUUCCAGAAGAGAGAUGCAGCAGGUGCUGCAAGAGCUUGAUUAUGAUAACAGCUACAUGAAGAAUCGCAAUCCCUACGUCUUGAUUCUAAUUGAUGGAGAUGGACUUCUUUUCCAAGAAUCGUUUAUCAGACAAGGUAUCGAGGGCGGCAAGCAAGCCGCCUACGCCCUCCGAACUGCCGUUGCCGAGUAUGUUGGCAGCCAGUCUGGUGAGGUUGAAAUCGUCGCCAAAGUCUGCGCCAAUCUAUCCGGUCUUGGACGUGCUAUGCGCAGAGAUGGCUGCCUCGAUAGCGAGUCCGAGCUCAGGGAGUUUUCUCUGGGUUUCACACAGGCCAAAGCUUCGUUUGAUUUCAUCGACGUUGGUCACGGUAAGGAACGUGCCGACUCGAAGAUCAAAGAGGCCACCCGCUGGCACUUGCGAAACUACAACUGCAGACAGAUUUUGCUAGGCAUUUCCCACGAUGCUGGUUAUGCCCCUUUCCUCGAUGAAAUCCUUCAAGAUACAGAUACUCGCUCAAGAGUCAGUCUAAUUGAGGGCGUCGCUACGGUCAGAGAGCUAAAAAACACCAACGUUCAUAUCCUCGACCCGCUACCCAGCCUUUUCCGAAACCAAAAGCUCAUUGAUAGAAGCGGCGACCGCGCUGCUGAACGUGCCGAGGCAUACGCCAGAUUUUCGGCGCAGGCACCAGCGUCGGGACCUUUCUUUUCGGCUCCAUCUAGAGCGUCAACAUCUUCGCCUGUGAUGGUGGCUUCGCCAACCUCACCCCCUGCUACAUUGGCGACGACAGCCUCUUCUUCCUGGGCCGGGGUCACCGCUAAGGCUAGCCCGCCGCCUGUCAUCACCACCCCGUUGGCUAAAAUAUCCGUCAAUGUUCCAGCUCGAAAGGCUCCGGAGCCAAAAGUGGCAACACCGGCAUGGAACCCUGGCGAACGUGGCUUGGAUCCCCCCAUCCCCAUCAACGCAACAGCCAUGGACAACAUUAAGAAACGAACAGGCAAGGACAAGCUGUGCAACAACCAUUACCUGCGCGGUCCUUGUGCCAAGGGCGAUGAGUGCUGCUUCGAACACAAAUACAAGCCCAACCCGGAUGAAAUUAACGCCAUUGCCCAUUUGACUCGUCUCAACCCCUGCACCAGCGGUCAGGAGUGUGACGUGGAAAACUGCAUUUACGGACAUCAUUGUCCUAGCGUGACUGGAACCACCUGCACCCACCCGUAUUGCAAGUUCAGAGUUGAGGAUCAUCCACCUGGCACAAAGUUCAAGAAUGCCAAGAUUUACGAAAACUGA